This is a messenger RNA of Acanthopagrus latus (yellowfin seabream), 1374 nucleotides long. RefSeq names its product ORAI calcium release-activated calcium modulator 1b (gene orai1b). NCBI's taxonomy places the organism in Eukaryota, Metazoa, Chordata, Actinopteri, Spariformes, Sparidae. Gene Ontology annotation, molecular function: store-operated calcium channel activity. The record is from RefSeq and is a predicted model, not a curated record. The coding region runs from base 207 to 878 and encodes 223 amino acids. Gene Ontology annotation, cellular component: membrane. Gene Ontology annotation, biological process: store-operated calcium entry. The transcript has 3 exons.
GGUAGUAUAAUCGUGCUGACUCGGGGCUGAUUAGUAAACACAACUAGGCAAAACGUAACCAACAGCAAGCGGAUGUUCCCUUCAGAGCGCGCAGCCUUAUGGGUAAUGUAAGGUGCAGGCGGCAGCACAACACGCCGGAGACUAGUGGAGUAACUUGGUAACUACGUCCGCGCCGCUCGUCCAGUCCUUUGAUUAACAGGCGCGACAUGAGUCUGAACGAGCACUCGCUGCAGGCUCUGUCCUGGAGGAAGCUGUACCUGAGCCGAGCUAAACUGAAGGCUUCCAGCCGGACAUCAGCCCUACUAUCUGGAUUUGCUAUGGUGGCGAUGGUGGAAGUGCAGCUUGACAACAGCUACCCUUACCCACCUGCCCUACUCAUUGCCUUCAGUGCCUGCACCACUGUGCUUGUGGCUGUCCACCUGUUCGCUCUGAUGGUCAGCACCUGCAUUCUGCCCAAUAUUGAGGCUGUCAGCAAUGUCCACAACCUCAACUCUGUGAAGGAGUCUCCACACGAGCGAAUGCAUCGACACAUCGAGCUGGCGUGGGCUUUCUCUACAGUGAUUGGUACGUUGCUGUUCCUAGCCGAAGUGGUUCUACUCUGCUGGGUCAAAUUCUUGCCUGUUAAGCCCAACAAGUCCAGCAAUAACACAGUUUCGUCAGGUGUGGCAGCUGCCAUCACCUCCACCUCUAUCAUGGUCCCCUUUGGUUUAGUCUUCAUAGUCUUUGCUGUGCAUUUCUACCGCUCCUUGGUCAGCCACAAGACUGAUAGACAGUUUCAGGAGCUGGAGGAGCUGUCUAAUCUCACCAGGCUACAGAACGAGCUGGACAAUAGAGGGGAAUCUUCAAUCCUGCAGCCUCCAAGUUCACAUUUCCCAUAGAUAUCUAUGGUCGAACUCUGACUGAUUGGGAUUUCUCCAAUCCAGAAGCCCCAUUAAUGGCUUCUAAAUUUUUUACGGGAAUGAUGUGUCACCUCUUUGUUGUGAAAUUUACUUUUGUGAAAAGAGUUUGUAUAUUUUAUUCAUGUUUUGAUCAACUGUGAGCUCACAAAUCUGCUGCCAUAGUGCACGUAACUUAAACAUUUUUGGAAAGUCUUAACUGUGAUUGUUGCUUGACUUACUGUGUCUCUGAAAUUGUGGCAGAGACAUCUGAACAAUAACUCUGAAUCCUGUCUGUUGCCUGCUGUUUAGUUUUUCAGUGAACACUGUUAAUGUAAUUAUCUUGUAGUGUUUUGUAAACCACAAGUAUUUAACCCUCCGUGAUCACAGUGCACACCAUUUGUUGUAAUGUUCACCAUUUGUCUGCUGUUUGUGUAGACUGAUUCAACAGCUGCCAGUACAGCACAGUAUUAUUAAAGACUAUGUGAUGACAUCUGUA